Messenger RNA from Candidozyma haemuli, 1242 nucleotides. RefSeq names its product Ecm331p (gene ECM331). Gene Ontology annotation, cellular component: fungal-type cell wall; plasma membrane. Lineage: Eukaryota; Fungi; Ascomycota; Pichiomycetes; Serinales; Metschnikowiaceae. The coding region runs from base 1 to 1242 and encodes 413 amino acids. Gene Ontology annotation, biological process: fungal-type cell wall organization. The record is from RefSeq and is a predicted model, not a curated record. The transcript has a single exon.
AUGUUGUUCAAGUCCCUCGUUUUAGGUGUGGCCGGCCUUGUGGCCGCCGCUGACUCUUCUUCCCAGAAGUGCUCGCUUUCCACCACCAUCUCGGCUGCCUCCGCCAUUUCUGACCUCGCUUCCUGUCCAACCUUGGACGGAACCAUUGAAAUCACUGGUGAUGCCAUUGGUAACCUUGACUUGGGCCAGGUCCAGACCGUCAAGGGUGACAUUAACAUUUUCAACUCGUCGUCCAUCACUGCCAUUGACUUUUCUGGUUUGGGCAACAUCACGGGUUCCUUGUCGUUUGACGCUUUGACUCAGUUGCACGCUAUCCAGUUCAACCAGUUGCAAAAGGCUAAGAAGUUGGCUUUUAUCUCCUUGCCUUCCUUCUCCUCGCUUAACUUGAACUCGGGCCUUGCUGACGUCAGCUCCUUGACCUUGUCUGACACUGCCAUUUCUUCUGUUGACAAGCUUUUGCAGUUUGACAACAUUGGCGUGUUGAACAUCAACAACAACAAGAACGUCACUUCCAUCGACUUGUCUGGCCUUAAGACUGUUUCUGAGGGCUUGACCUUGUCUUUCAACUCCGACAAUGCCACUGUCAAGUUGGAGAACUUGAUCUGGGCUGCCAACUUGACCAUCCAGGACGUUGGUGACUUGUCUAUUGACAACUUGGAGUACGUCAACGGCUCCUUCCAGCUCGCUUACAACGGUUUCGACGAGGUUACUUUUGACAACUUGAAGAGCGUCGGUUCUUCUCUCCAGAUCUUUGCCAACGACGAGUUGUCUUCCUUCUCCAUGAACAACUUGACCGAGAUUGACGGUGAGCUUCGUAUUUUCAACAACUCCAAGUUGGAGGACAUUGAGCUUUCUUCUUUGGAGACCGUCAAGGGUGCCAUCAACAUCAAGGGUGACUUUGGCAACUUCACUUUGCCAGAAUUGAAGGAGGUUGACGGUGAUUUCUCCGUUUCUUCCGAGAAUGAGGACUUUUCUUGUAAGCCAUUCGUCAAGUUGCACGACAACAAGAAGAUCAAGGGCCACAACUUCAACUGUUCCUCGCCAACCUCUUCUUCUGCUGCUUCUUCUUCUUCCGGUUCUUCCAAGAGCUCCGGCAACUCCAAGAGUUCUGGUUCUGGUUCUUCUGGUUCUGGUUCUGGCUCUGGCUCUGGCUCUUCUUCCGAGGGUGCUGCUGCCUCCUACUUGACCCCAGGCAUGAUUUUGUCUUCUGUUGUGGGUUCUAUCGUUGCUCUCAUGGUUUAA